Messenger RNA from Glarea lozoyensis ATCC 20868, 1332 nucleotides. Its product is annotated as CoA-dependent acyltransferase. The record is from RefSeq and is a predicted model, not a curated record. The coding region runs from base 1 to 1332 and encodes 443 amino acids. Gene Ontology annotation, molecular function: N-acetyltransferase activity. The transcript has 2 exons. Lineage: Eukaryota; Fungi; Ascomycota; Leotiomycetes; Helotiales; Helotiaceae.
AUGGAUCGAAUUUCUCCAGAGGUUUUGCUCCCUGAAAAGCUUCGUUAUCUAGGAAAACUCGAACAAUUUUCAUCCGCUCGUCAUCAUCUUGGUUUAUUCAGAUCUGUUGGGAUAUCGUGCACAUUUGCUUCAAGUGAUUCUCUUUCAGAUUCAAGUAUCCGACAUCUCGUCUUCGCAGCUGUGUCGAAACUCCUUCACCUCCAUCCCACUCUCUCCACGACAAUCAUCAACGAAGAGUCCAACAACCCCUACUUCGUUCGUCUUCCCUCCAUAGACUUGGAACAGGUAGUGAAAUUUGUUGAGCGUCUGACACCUAUCGAUCCCUUAUCUGGAAGUGAUGUUGAAUUAGACACGCUCCUAUCAUUGCAACACAACGUCUCAUUCCCAAUACGUCAGGUUCAGUGGAAAAUUGUGAUCAGCAGUCACUCUCAGUUCCCUCGUCUGUUCACAAUGUCGCUGUUCUUUCAUCACGCCCUAGCAGACGGCGCCAGUGCGCUGAUAUUCAUGAGAGACUUCCAUACGGCCCUGAACGCAGUGACAACAGCUGAAUCUGUCCCUCAUACAUUCAUCCCCAUUCCCGCGGCUAUCCCACAAACUCUCGAAAGCCUAUGUUCCCCUCCAACUCUUCCGACCAAAUCCAGCUCAGAUACAAAGCCAUCUUCCGCAACCUCAACUUCCCCAGGCACCAGCAACUUCCGGUCCCUAGCCCUCUCCCCAUUGACCACAACCGCACUCCUUCAAACAUGCAAAGCACACUCCACAACCCUAGGCGCUGUUUUCCCAGUCAUUAUCGCAUCCGCGAUAUUACGCUCUUCCCCCUCCCUCUCCACCGAAUGUGUCAUCCCUAUUAACCUCCGUCCAUACCUAGGCAUAGAUGGAGAUAGCAUCGGUGUAUACUACGACGGCUUCUCUGUCUCUCUUCCCCAUGGCGAAAUUAAUUGGGACGCUGCGCGAAAGGUGGGGAGUGAUAUCAAAACUCAUCUGGAGGGUGUGAAAGAAGGACAUAUCAACGUGCUGAAAUUCCAAAAAAUCCCGGAUAUGAUUGAGAUGUUUAGACAUAGAGAGAAUAAGGGUGGUUUCGACGUUAGUAAUCUUGGCCGUGCUAAACCUGGGGACGAGGGAAAAUGGGAAAUGGCCAGAUGCACUUUUAAUCGGAGUGCGUUUGUGGGAGGAGGGGAUUUCACUUUAGGUAUUGUGAUGGGUCGGGAUGGGUGGUUGAGUCUGGGGUUUGCGUGGGAGGAGGGGAGAAUGGGGAGAGAGGUUAUGGAGGGGAUUAUGGGAAGUGUGAGGACGGUUUUGGAGGAGGUUGUUGGGAGAUCCAAUUCCGUUUAG